UAGGAAGCAGGGUUGCAUGCACAACAAACAGCACGAGAGCUCAUUAUUUUGUUGGCAGUAUCCAGCGCAGCCUGUCUCUUGGUUACGUGUAUCCUGACCAGUCUAUCCAGUGCCCAAGAACAAAGAGACGUCUGAAGAGGACUACCGGUAUGUAGAUGAGAUUCUUCUCCUAUUAUUAUAUCCCAACAACAACAACCACAAGAACAAAGAAACAUGACCACUCUACCCUAUAGCACUGUGCCUCUAUCGCCUUUGGCGAUGAUACCAUUGGUGGCAGUCAUAUGGUUUGUGCUUCCGCUGGAAUACCGUGAUAUCUUUGUCAGACAUGCCGUUAUCUUGGUAGGGCUUUGGCAAUUGGCGGCCGCUAACAGCGCCACCGGGUGUCUGCGAGCAGCGACUACUACUACUACCACCGACGAGGAACCGCCCGACGAACUAGCCCUAUCCGAAUCGUCAAUCUCCACAACCUCUUCUUCCAUGUCUUCUUCCAUGUCCUCAUUUACUAGCAGUAGAAGAAGAACCAGGCAACAACGCCGCCGUCAAGUGAGUUUUGGAGCUGUGGAAAUCCUCGAGUUUCCCACCAUUCUCGGCGACAAUCCCAGUACACGAGAAGGAGCUUCGGUAACGUUGGAUUGGAAAUUGGUGCGUCGCUUCCGCAAACACGUCGACUACAUGCCCGAACGCACCGUGCGACCUCGUGCCGUGCCAUCCCGUCAACGAGAGCUGCUACUCUUGUCGCGGGGAUAUUCCUUCUUGGAACUAGAUAUGGCCGCCCAGCGAACGUACGAACGACAAAAGGAACUCCGGCAAGCCAAGUCGGUUCCCAACACCAAUACUCCCUUUUUGGCAUUCAAAUCCAAAGUCCGAAUGAUGGUAACACAUCGAAGGAGGAACAACAACAACAACACAAACAGCAACACUACAGCCAACUGUAGUUCCACUCGAACUGUCGGUUGCAGGACAUGAAGGAAGGAAUGAGUAUCUCCAACCACCUACCGUAGCUGGGAGAGUCGAUCCGUGGGGAUCCUCUUGGUUGCUGGGUAGCUUCGGGUACAACCAUUCUAAAGGGGGGCGGGUCCUUCUGUAUUCUAAAUAUUCAUCACACAAGAUUGUGAAUUGUACAAUAAAUAGAUCAAUAAUUUGGGAGAGUAAUAACAAUGUAUAUCUACACAUCC
Molecule: messenger RNA, 1175 nt
Organism: Seminavis robusta
Lineage: Eukaryota; Bacillariophyta; Bacillariophyceae; Naviculales; Naviculaceae
Source: the annotation of a GenBank genome assembly